This is a messenger RNA of Xiphias gladius (swordfish), 2402 nucleotides long. It is a transcript of the gene sirt2, whose product is annotated as sirtuin 2 (silent mating type information regulation 2, homolog) 2 (S. cerevisiae). Gene Ontology annotation, molecular function: NAD+ binding; histone deacetylase activity, NAD-dependent. The coding region runs from base 171 to 1319 and encodes 382 amino acids. The transcript is spliced from 16 exons. The record is from RefSeq and is a predicted model, not a curated record. Lineage: Eukaryota; Metazoa; Chordata; Actinopteri; Istiophoriformes; Xiphiidae.
UGGGAACCGGCUAACAGCAAACACGGACAGUGUUUUGGACGGACAACAACAAGACGGGCCAACUGAGUGCUAGCUGCGUAGUGGAUACCUGUCACAGCUUUAUUAAAUAUUGGAUAUAAAUUGGUUGUCAUUCGGACCUUUGAGGUUAAAGGGUCUCAGCAGACGGAUAAAUGUCUGAUGCAUCAGAACUUCCUAAAAGAGAAGAAGAGGGGGAGGUUAGACCUGAACCAGAGGAACAAUCCGACGACAGCAGUGAGGAAGAGGCAGCAGGAGACACAGAGAUGGACUUUCUUCGUAACCUCUUCUCCAGCACUCUGGGCCUCGGCUCAGCAGACAAAGUUCUGGAUGAGCUGACUCUGGAGGGAGUGGCGCAAUACAUAAAGAGUGGCAAAUGUAAAAACAUCAUCUGCAUGGUUGGAGCAGGUAUAUCCACAUCGGCUGGAAUCCCUGACUUCCGUUCACCAGGAACAGGCCUUUAUGCAAACCUGCAGAAAUAUAACCUACCUUACCCAGAGGCCAUCUUCCAGAUAGAUUACUUUAAGAAACAUCCGGAGCCAUUCUUUGCCUUGGCCAAGGAGCUUUACCCAGGACAGUUCAAGCCGACAAUCUGUCACUACUUCAUUAAGAUGGUGAAGGACAAGGGGCUCCUGAAACGCUGCUACACACAGAAUAUUGACACCCUGGAACGAGUGGCUGGGCUUGAAGGAGAAGAUCUAAUUGAAGCUCAUGGAACGUUCUACACAUCCCACUGUGUAAGCUUCUGCUGCCGCAAGGAGUACAACCUGGACUGGAUGAAAGAAAAAAUCUUUGCUGAUGACAUUCCCAGAUGUGACAAGUGCAGCAGUUUGGUCAAGCCAGAUAUAGUCUUCUUUGGAGAGAAUCUGCCUGUCCGGUUCUUCACUUCAAUGAAGAUGGACUUUCCUCGCUGUGACCUUCUCAUCGUAAUGGGGACGUCUCUGCAGGUCCAACCAUUUGCAAGUCUAGUCAGCAGGGUUUCCAAAAGUUGUCCCAGACUGCUCAUUAACAUGGAGAAGGCAGGGCAGGCUGAUCCUCUGUUCGGUUUGCUUGGUUUUGGUGGAGGGAUGGACUUCGACUCAGACAAGGCAUACAGAGACGUAGCUCAAAUCAGUACAUGUGAUGAAGGCUGUUUGGCUCUAGCUGACCUGCUGGGAUGGAAGGCAGAGCUGGAAGAAUUGGUGAAGCAAGAGCAUGCCAGGAUUGACAGUCAGGACAAAAAAGAGAAGGCCAGGGAGAAGAACAAAGCUGCAGCCAAGGCGGGCUCUGCAUUGGUGGCACCAGAACCCAAAAAGGAAGAGUAACUAGUGAAAAAGCUCUCUCUUUUUUUAAUUGAAAGUUACUGUAGUGAUGUCACAGUUUGGAAUUGGCCCUUAAAGGCAGAUUAUGAUAGCAGGGUUUCUGUUUGAAAGUGAGCCAAUGACAGGGGUCUGUCACACUCAGUUUUAAUCAGACAUUUGUUUCCUCUGAAUAGUCCCUGUGUUUUAUGCUUUUGUUUAUAUCAGUUACGUGCACUUUACUGACAUUAAUACACUUUCCUAAUGUUUUUUGCAUUAUCUCACAUCUGUCUCAGAUGUAUAAUUGUUUCUGAGGAAGUUGACUCUAUGCAUUUUACUGCAAUAGACUGUGGCAUUGUUGCAGUAUAUCUACAUGUCAGCACCUCAUGUUUGUAGAUGUGUAGAAGGUGGUAAUUAUCUCCAACAACUCAAGCAUUGUGAUCAUGACUUUACUACACUGCACCAAAGCCGAAAUAAUUCUCCAAAUCAAGUAUUGCACACUUCUGAUGGAGUGAUUCUGGUCAUCUUCUUUUCACAAGCCAAAAUUGACUUCAUAUAACUAACAUAUCUCUCAAAAAAAUGAACUUCCUGAAAGGUGAACUGAGGUAGUUACACAGUGACUAUAACAGCAGGAUAAUUGGUUAUUUGCAACUUUAAAAAUGCUGUGAUUUUUAACUAACAGUGUUUUUCAUGUUAAUCCUCUACUCCUGAUUUCUGUGAUAUCUUUUAACACAAUGUUCUCAGACAUUUAUGGAGCAAAUGACGUUCUCGUAAUAUUAUGGAAAUGCAAACUGUACAUGAUGCGCAAAAUAUAAUCUUAACUCUGCCCUCUCUAUUGUCAGGAACACAGUUGCUCAUCAGUUGAUUUUCUACCUUUAAAACCUUCGGGGAUACAAGAGGAAUACAAGAAGUAUUAACAACAUGGAUUUCUAUAGGAGGGUGUAAUUUAACAUAAGAAGAUAGAGUUUCAUGGGAUAGCUGUAAAAGCAUGAAUUGUUGCAUUAUGAAAUAAAAAAAAUACAGGGGUGGACACAAUAAGAUGAACAUCUGUACAAUAUUAUGGAAACCGAUACAAACAUCCGGCAAUAAAGUUUACCUUUGUAAAGCUGA